Messenger RNA from Nicotiana tabacum (common tobacco), 962 nucleotides. NCBI's taxonomy places the organism in Eukaryota, Viridiplantae, Streptophyta, Magnoliopsida, Solanales, Solanaceae. The record is from RefSeq and is a predicted model, not a curated record.
UUCAUAUUCAAUAGAUAGGGAGAGCAAAACCUUCUAGAACUUUCUGCAGCUCCCCUAUCUUUAUCACAAAUACCCCCCUCUUUCUCUUGCUGUCCAUUCAAUUACCAAUUUCUCCUAUCCAAUGGCUUGCUCUGCUUCUUCUACAGCACUUCUUUCUUCCAACCCAAAAGCAGCUUCCAUUUCCCCCAAAUCCUCCUUUCAAGCUCCCAUUUCUCAAUGUUUAUCUGUACCUUCCUCUUUCAAUGGGCUCCGUAAUUGCAAGCCUUUUGUUUCUCGUGUAGCCCGUUCCCUCUCUACUCGCGUUGCUCAAUCCCAACGCCGUCGUUUCGUUGUUCGUGCCUCUGUAAGUUUCUCUUUUACACCUUUCUUUUCUCAUCCGUCUCUUGAGCGUAACUUUUUAUCUUGUAUUAAUGAUUUCAUGUUGUUGCUCAUGCAGUUCUCCCACCUUGCCUGGGUUCAAACUGAUAGAAAGUCUGGUGGCCUAGGUGAUCUGAACUAUCCAUUAAUUUCCGACGUGACCAAGUCAAUUUCAAAAUCAUACAAUGUUCUGAUCCCCGAUCAGGGAAUUGCAUUGAGAGGACUUUUCAUCAUUGACAAGGAAGGAGUUAUUCAGCAUUCAACCAUUAACAAUCUUGGAAUUGGUCGUAGUGUUGAUGAAACAUUGAGAACUCUUCAGGCAUUGCAAUACGUUCAGGAUAACCCGGAUGAAGUGUGCCCAGCUGGAUGGAAGCCUGGGGAGAAAUCCAUGAAGCCUGACCCCAAGGGUAGCAAAGAAUACUUUGCAUCCAUAUGAGGUGAUGACUGCAAUUGCUUUAUCUAAUUUGUUGUUUAGGAAGGCUGGAGACCCUACUUUUCUGUUACAUUUUUCUAAUGUACCGGCUGAGUUUGGUCAUUUUUGAGAAUAUAUACACUUGUACACUUUUAUAUUCUGCCUUUGAAAGCCAUUACUUAAAACAACCUCA